UCCCCUUUAACUUUUCACCGCCUCCCAUUGCAUCUAGGUUUUUUUAUUCUACCUAAAAAGUAGAUAAUUAAAUCAACUGAAACAUAUGAGAGAGAGAGAGAGAGAGAGAGAGAUCCCAUCUUGCAUAUAUCAGUUGGUGUUCUAGGGUUGGAGGCUUAUAUAAUUAACAAGGCUAGCUACACAUUCUCUCUAGUUCUCUCUUAAAUUCAAACACUAUUACUUCUUCUCACUGAACUGUUUGUGAGUUUCUUAUUAUAAAUUGAGUCAAACUGAGAAACAAUGAAACAGCUUGAGAUGCUGGAAAAGAUGGAUGAUGGAGAAAUCACAAAUGUUUUCCCUCAGAACCCAACUGGUGCAUCCAAUAACCCUCCACUUUUGAAGAGGAAGAGAAACCUCCCAGGAAAUCCAGAUCCUGAAGCUGAAGUCAUAGCCUUAUCACCAAAGACUCUAAUGGCUACAAACAGAUUCUUGUGUGAAACUUGUGGGAAGGGUUUCCAAAGGGAUCAAAAUCUUCAACUCCAUCGACGUGGACAUAACCUUCCUUGGAAACUCAAGCAGAGGACAAGCAAAGAAGCAAGGAAGCGAGUUUAUGUGUGUCCAGAGAAAACUUGUGUCCAUCACGAUCCUUCAAGGGCUCUUGGAGACUUAACUGGGAUAAAGAAGCACUUCUGCAGAAAGCACGGUGAAAAGAAGUGGAAGUGUGAGAAGUGUUCAAAGCGUUAUGCUGUGCAGUCAGAUUGGAAAGCACACUCAAAAACUUGUGGCACCAGAGAAUACAAAUGUGAUUGUGGAACUAUCUUUUCACGGAGAGAUAGCUUCAUAACUCACAGGGCCUUCUGUGAUGCCUUGGCAGAAGAAACAGCUAGGGUAAAUGCAACAUCAGACAUAAACAACUCGUUAGUUGGUAACAUUGGUUACAACGUAAUGGGAACAUCCAUAUGCCAUAACAUGCCAACCCCUUUUUCUUCAAUUUUCAAACCAAUUUCAAACACUGAAGAAACAAGUAAUCAAACAUCUAGGGGUUUAUCCCUUUGGAUGGGUCAAGCAUCUCAGGCUCAUCAAACAAUAGCUACUGGCAAUUUACGUGAGAUUCAUCAUCAACUUGGGUCUAAUACAAGCUCAGGAUCAAUAUAUGGUGGGAACCAACUUGUUCAAUGCUCAAAUCCUCCACCCUCUAAUUAUCAGCUAAAUUGGGUGUUUGGAACAAAGCUUUCCUCUAAUUGCAGCCAAGAGAUAACUAGCACUACUACUUCACUUCCACUAGGUAGUAUUGUUAAGGAUGCUGCUACAAGCCAGCCAUUAAGUGUUCCUUCCUUAUAUAGCUCCCAACACCAAUCCCAUCAAACAUGUUCAGCAAACAUGUCUGCCACAGCUUUGUUGCAAAAAGCUGCUCAAAUUGGAGCAACCUCAACCGACCCAUCAUUCCUUGGGAGCUUAGGGUUUAAAUGCAGUAACAGUCAAGGUCAAGAUGGGAACAAUCUUAGUGGCAUGUACGGUUCAAGUUCAGUACUCACAAGUCUUGGGAGCGAGGCAGAGAACUCUGCAUGUGACUGGUCACAAAUGCACCCUGCCAAACGUAGACAAGUACAAAAUGAAGAGAGUGGAGGGGGGCAAACUAGGGAUUUUCUUGGUGUUGGUGUGCAAAACCAUUUGUCACCCUUCAUCAAUCAACGGAUGGAUUUUAUUUGAUAAUGUAUGUUCAAAUUAAUGUGAAGUUUAAAUUUCUUUUUUUUCUUUUUUUGUCGAUGGAAGGGAAAAAUAACAAAUAAAAAGCAAAAGGUGGAUGAAGUUGGAGGAAGAGAAUUAAGUAUCUGGAAACUUUGCAGGGAGGAAAAGGUGGGAGUUGAGUGCUUGAUGGGGGGCUGAAAAGUUUGGUGUUAGAAAACUAUUGAAGGGCUGAAAGGGGAGAGAUCCAUGCAUAUUCUUUUGAACACUGAAAGCUGAUCCCUUUUAAAAAUGGUGGCUUUAAUUUUUUGAUAAAAGGAGUACCAUUGUGGAGUAGUGGGGGCAAUGCAUAGGACAAGCUUUUGAACUCCAUUAUUACAGUGUUUCAUCCCUGUUAUAGUUGUUGUCUUGUCACACU
Molecule: messenger RNA, 2083 nt
Organism: Gastrolobium bilobum
Lineage: Eukaryota; Viridiplantae; Streptophyta; Magnoliopsida; Fabales; Fabaceae
Product: zinc finger protein NUTCRACKER-like
Exons: 3
Coding region: 280-1689 (469 amino acids)
Cellular component (GO): nucleus
Molecular function (GO): DNA-binding transcription factor activity
Source: RefSeq, a predicted model, not a curated record